This is a messenger RNA of Cyphomyrmex costatus, 1230 nucleotides long. RefSeq names its product Dorsal root ganglia homeobox (gene Drgx). Bases 1 to 1230 code for a protein of 409 amino acids. Gene Ontology annotation, biological process: regulation of transcription by RNA polymerase II. The transcript is spliced from 4 exons. NCBI's taxonomy places the organism in Eukaryota, Metazoa, Arthropoda, Insecta, Hymenoptera, Formicidae. Gene Ontology annotation, molecular function: DNA-binding transcription factor activity, RNA polymerase II-specific; RNA polymerase II transcription regulatory region sequence-specific DNA binding. The record is from RefSeq and is a predicted model, not a curated record.
AUGUUCUGCUACCACUGCCCCCCGGGCCUCCCAGCGCCGCGAUUACCGCCAUCCCUGGAGUAUCCUUUCGCCCCGACUCACCCCUAUACUAGUUACUCCGCCUAUCACCCAGCGCUGCACGGAGUUGGAGAGGAUUCCUUCGUGCGAAGGAAGCAGCGUCGAAACAGGACAACGUUCACCCUUCAACAACUGGAGGAACUCGAGUCCGCCUUCGCGCAGACUCACUAUCCAGACGUCUUCACGAGGGAAGAUCUGGCCAUGAAAAUUAACCUCACGGAGGCUAGAGUGCAGGUGUGGUUCCAAAAUCGGCGGGCGAAAUGGCGUAAGAGCGAACGUCUAAAGGAGGAGCAACGCAAACGCGAGGGUGGAAACGGCGGUGGUGGCGGCGGCGGCGGCGGCGGUGGCGGUAACGCGGAAUCCUCCGCUCUGACCGCACCAACGUCUUCAUCGGCGGGCCCGAGUCCCACGGGGAAUGACCCAGAGGGCACAACGACGAGCAGCAGCGCCGCCGACACGGAGGACGCCGUGGCGGAAGGUGCCGGUGGCGGUGGUGGCGGCGGUGGCUCCAGGAGCCCCAGCACGACUUCCGCCUCGGUCAGUCCUCGGCCCCAGCCGAGUCAGCCGUCUCUAGGUGGCGUCUCGACGCCACCACCGACCCCCAUAAGAGCGCCGCCGCCGCCACCGAGCACCGUGGGGGGCCUUGGGCCACCCGCUGAGAGCACCACGGGGAUAGGCGCAGGCUUCAGGCCGGUGGAACCACCAACAUCCCUUUUCUUCUCGCCUCAUCUGGCCGCUCAGUUCUCGCCACCGCUCUUCGGUAAUAAAGUUGUCAGUAGCGCGUCGGCGUCGUUGACCUCGACGACGCCAUCGUUAUGGACCACCAGCGACCAGCAUCGGCCGAGCAGCCUUCAAGAAAUGUUAUCUUGGUCGCCAACCGGCUGGCCCGGUUCUAUCUGCGGCUGUUGCAAACCCGGCACCGCCGGUACCGGCACCACUGAUCUCCAUCGAAGUAACAGUUUGGCGGAGCUUCGAAGAAAAGCUCAGGAACACUCGACUGCCUCGGCUCUCCUCGGUGGUCUCGCCGGCUUCCCCGGAGGGCUACCCCUGCCUCUUCCUUUGCCGCUGCUGCCGCCCUUGUUGGGUCUCUCCAGGCGACCGGAGCACCAUCAUCACCACCACCUGCCCAGCGUGGUGCAUCAGAUACAACCCACUACCAAAGAAGAUCCCUAG